CCCAAUUUUGUACUUGUAGAUCUAGAAGAUGUAAUAGUUGGUCCAGUAAAUCCGCUAGGCUUUUUAAUGGAGUAUGAAGUAUUUGAAAAUAAGGUUUUUAAAGAAAAUAGGCUAAAAGUUGCAAAGCUAUAUCAUAAGUUUCUACUAUUAGAAGCAAACCUUCCAGUAGUUGCUCCUUUUUUUAAUUCAAAUUUAUGUGCACCAAAAUCUACUUACUAUAAAGAAAUUGCUAAGAUUUUAGAAACUAUAAUAAUACAAAAUUCUAAACAGAAUUUUGCUAUUCAUCAAUUAAAG
This is a messenger RNA of Dentiscutata heterogama, 294 nucleotides long. Lineage: Eukaryota; Fungi; Glomeromycota; Glomeromycetes; Diversisporales; Gigasporaceae. The record is from the annotation of a GenBank genome assembly.